AUGAACAGCACCCUGAGGGAUGCCCAGGCCCCCACCUACCGCGAGUGCCUCCUGCCUUCCGUGGCCCGGACCCCCUCUGUCACCCAGGUCACACCAGCCAAGAAGAUAACUUUCCUUAAGCGAGGGGAUCCCCAGUUUGCCGGGGUUCGCCUGCCUGUCCACCAGCGCACUUUCAAGAGCUUCAGCGCACUGAUGGACGAGCUGUCACAGCGCGUGCCUCUCUCCUUCGGGGUGCGCUCUGUAACCACGCCUCGGGGCCUGCAUGGCCUCAGCGCCCUGGAGCAGCUGGAGGAUGGCGGUUGCUACCUCUGCUCUGAUAAGAAACUCCCCAAGACGUCCAGUGGGCCAGGCCUGCCACAGGGGAGGAGCCCCUCUGCUCAGCAGUCGCGGGAUGUGGAAGGCCAGUGUGAGGCGCCAGGAACCUCUGCUUCACGGAGGGGUCCUACAGCCCCGAGGAAGAUAAUGCUGGUUAAGAAUGGGGAACCUGGAUCCCAGCAGACAGUGACUCUCAGUCAUAGAAACACAAGGAGCCUGACGGCCUUUCUCAGCAAAGCCUCUGACCUUCUGCACUUUCCUGUGAAGCGUGUGUACACAACCAGUGGGGAAAAGGUGGACUCCCUGAAGGCUUUGCUGCGAAGCCCCUCGGUGCUGGUGUGUGCUGGUCACGAGUCCUUCAGACCUCUGGCGAUGGAAGGUGCCAGAAGAAAAGGGACUGAAACUUUAUUGGGGCAGACGUCAAGGAACAAAAACGGGAGCUGGGGGCCGAAGGCCAAGCAGAGUGUGAUCCACUCGAGGUCCAGGUCGGGCAGCAGGCCACGGCAGUUUUCCUUGCUGUCGGAGAGAUCUGGUCUCAGCGACCCCCUGGGCUCCCUGUCGCAUACCUGGAUGGGCCCUGCUCCUGACAGGCACUCUCAGGACAUGCCUGCCCAGCUCGGCUCAUUGGUAGCUGCUGACGAUGUUGAGAAGAAGGUCCACAUGAAUGAGGACGGCAGCCUGUCUGUGGAGAUGACAGUUCGCUUCCAGCUUCUGGGGGAUGACAUGCUCUCGUGGUCCAGGAGGGUCGGCGGGGCUAGCACCCUUCCGGCAGCCAGUGGGGAGGACCCUGUUCUGGGGGAGGUGGACCCCCUCCACUGUGUGUUGGAGGGCCACCCUGGUGGCUCCUCAGAGCCUAGGGCACAGGACCUGGGGCCCCGUGAAACAGGGUGCAAGGAAACCUUUGAACGAGGCCGGUGGCAGCCAGGGUCCAGAUACGAGAUCUGGACGAACCCUCUGUACACCGCCCUGGGAGAGGGGACGGCCUCUCAGAAGAGGUCUAGGUUGACCCAGCACUCCCACUCUAGGGGCCUCCAGAGCCAAGGGUUUCCUGGUGGGAAAAGAAGCAUCAAGGACAGUGUCAGCAUCACCUCCAGUGACAGACCCCCUGAAGGCUCUGAGCCAAAUUCCUCCUGCUGCUCCAGGUCCCGGGAGGGCAGUGUGGGCAGCUGUGGCCUACGUCCAGCCUCCGGAGCUGACUUCCAGAAAAGAGCAGGGUGGGAAGCUGGUGGCACCACCCGGGCUGGUGAGGGCCCAGGUCCAGAGGGGGCGAGGCCAGGCAGCAGGGGGCAACGCUGCCGGAAACCCAGGACCCAAGAUGUGGCAGGUGCUCCUUCUGACUCCUCAGUGAGUACUGGGUCUCACAAGGCAUCCAGUAAAAGGGGUGAGCCGCACCAGGGCCACCUGAGCAAGACAAGGACUGUGACUUCCCUAGGGAAGGCCACUGAGGGGGGAGGACCCAGUUCUCCCACCCUGAGUGCCUCGUCUUUGAGGAACAAAGAUCCACAGGGAGAGGAAAGUGGACAAGGCACCAUGCGCCCCCAGGACAGGGGUGGAUCUGGGACCAGGUUGCCCCUGGCUGCGGGACAUUGUGGCUCUGGGGACACUGCAGGAGGUUGUUCCCCACCUUCUGCCUGUGUCUCAGCCAUGGGUGGGAGAAGAAAGCAGGGGAGCAGAGCCAGUGCAUUCUCCUCCCCCAGCAUUUCUGUCCUCAGCGGAGGGGCCCAGAAAGGCUGCCCAAGGCAGCACCACAACCGAAGGGACGCCCACUGCCCGCUCCACUCACCUGUGUCCAGGCGAAGGCCGGGGCCUCCCAGCGUAAGCAGGGCUCGCCCAGUACCACGCUCCCCUAGCACCAGAAACCGGGCCUCGCGGGGUGCAGGGCCGCCCUCCUCUGCCUCCCUCCAUUCCCAGGAUGCAAGAGGGGUCAGCAGUGCCCCCUUUACAUCUGUGAGCGAUUCGGACUGUGCUUCCAAUUUCUACCCCCCAUAUUCACCCUCUGCUGAGACAGAAGGGGACCCUGAGUUCAGGGCGCACUCACCGACUCCCACACCUUCCAACUUUUUCAGGUCUCAAGCUGAUGGCCUGGGCAAAAAGGCAUGGGGCGAUGCCCCCAAGCCUCCCUGGUCCUUGGUUCUGCCAGAUGGACAGGAUGAUGGGGAGAAGCCAGAGUCCCGCCAAGGGUGCUGCUGCUCCCAGACGGGCACAUCCCCUGUCCCCAGGACGCCUGGGGGUGAGAUUCAGGCCCUGCAGCUUCCCCAGCCUCAGGGCAGCCGAGAGCCGCUCUCUGAGGCCAGCUCAGUGUGUAGCAGGUACUGUCCCCAUCCUCCCAGGGCACAGCCCUCCGUCAAGAAGCACCCUUCAGGCAGCAGCAGCCACAGUGGGGGGGACCACAGCGCUGAUUGGGGGCCCAGGGGGGCCCAGCCAGGGGAGGAAAAGCUGGAUUUGCAGCACCCACAGCCUCCUGGCUCUCAGUCAAGGGCCAGAGGGGUGGCAAUCAGAGCCCCGAGAAGGGGCAGCCCCAGCCUAGGUCCCAGGCCCAGCAGAAUGUUCCAGGGGCAGGUCACUGGUGCAGAGGAAGGCUUGCAGGAGCAAGAGGAUGGUGGCAGCGUGUCACCAGGUGCUCUUCCCCGAGUCUCGCCGGAAGCUGUGGUCCGCGAAUGGCUGAACAACAUCCCAGAGGAGCCUGUGCCCAUGAAAUAUGAGAUGGUGGAUGACAGCACGGAUGUGGCUGGGGACGGCCAGGAAGGCCCCACGGAGGAUCCUAUUGAGAAACAUUCCCCGGAAGGCCUUGGGGAGCCAAGUCAGCCCAGAGGAUCAUCCCUGGAAGGGACAGCCAAUGAGAAAGCAGAACCAGACGGAACCCUCCCAGUGAUGAGUGAUGCUGGCCCCCAGUCAGCAGAGAGUCUUUCUCAUAGCAGGAUUUCGGAAGCCCCCAAGGAGGCCGGAGCAGGCGGAGGAACCGCUGGGGACGGUGGCCCGGGCCAGUGCGUGCUUCCCCACAGGGUCUCCGCCACCCUACAGAUCAUGAAGGCGCUGAUGGGCUCUAAGCAGGGCCGGCCCAGCAGUCUGCCCGAAGUGUCCAGCGCGGUGGGCCGGAGGCUCAGCCACUCCGCCCAGGCCCUCAUCACCUGUCUCGCCCGGCUUCACUUUUUCGAUGAAGACCGUGGGUCUCCAACCCGCAAAGUGAGGUUCACAGACUCUCCUCGGUACCAGGAGCUCCUGAGCACGUUCCAGGCCCUGUGGUCGGGGUGUGGCCUCAGGCGAGGUGAGCUGGACUCCGACCUCUGGGAGCUUGGUGGGUGCCAGGCUCUGUCAUGCCUCAGGUCCCACGCUGUGACCGAGGACUUCACGCCAACGUCCUCAUCCGGCGUGGAUGUAGGCAGUGGCUCCGCGGGCUCAGGGGAUGGCAGCGGACCCUGCGCGGUGGACUGCACGCCGGUUGCUGAGAGGAUAGAGCUGCCCUUGAAAAUCCCCUACCAGAGGCCGGAUUCCAGAACCUCAGAGAACCCGGUGGGUCUGGAAAACCAACAGCCGAGCGGUUCCACAGCCUCCUCAAGCUCCCAAGCUCCGGCUUGUGCCACUGGGAAGGAGCGGGCAGAAGAACGCAGCGGGGAGCAGGCGUUGGGCAGUGACCCGGACCGAGCAGCGGAAAACACGAUGCAAGAAGAGGGGGUGCAAUUAGAGAAAACGGAAGAAGAAAAAGAAAGGGCAGAACUGCAAGGAGAGGGCGUCAGUGGAUUUCCGGAAGAGGGACAAGCCGUGGGACAAGAACUGUCAGGGGUCGGCUGUCAGGAUGGGGAGGAUGCACGGGAAGGUGAGCGUGUGCAGGAAGAGGAAGCAGGAAGAGACCUUGGAGAGAGAGAGGACCCGAUGGAGACCCCUGGGAACCUCACUGAGAGAGAUUUAAAUGCCAGUGGGAGUCAAAAUGAUCCCAACGCUGAGUCCAGUUUGGAGAAGCUGCCCACAGCAGCUCAGAUGGGCCUUGAGCAAACCCAGGCCAAGUUCACCCAGGGGGCUGGAGAGAAGGGCACUUCCAUGGCCCAUAGGAUGUCUCUGGACCCUGACCCCCUGUGGGUGUCCAGGUUGCUGAAGAAGAUGGAGAAGGCCUUCAUGGCCCACCUGGCCAGUGCCACAGCCAUGCUCCGAGCCCGCUGGAGCCUGCCGAGCGACGACCUGCUGGACCAGAUGGUGGCGGAGCUGCAGCAGGACGUGCGGCAGCGGCUCCAAGACAGUACAGAGAAAGAGCUCCAGAAGAUCCGGAGCCGGGCCAGGGGGAAGGCGCGGGGGCCGCCCAGGGGAGCUCUCAGGUGGGAGACGUCCCUGCAGACAGAGCAGCGCAGGCGUCGCCUCCAAGGCCUGCGCAACCUCUCGGCCUUCUCCGAGCAGACGCGGCCCUGGGGCAGCCCCUCCCUAUCCCAGGAGGACGUGCCAGCCUUCAGCGAAGGCCUGGAGACCCCGUUGGGUAGGGAGGCCGAGGGGGAGGAGUUCUGUCCCUGCGAGGCCUGCGUGAAGAAGAACGUGAUCCCUGCAUCCCAGAAGGAUACGAUGGGCGUAGCCUGUACACCCAUCAAAGAGGCCUUUGACCUGAAGCAGAUUCUGCAGAAGAAAGGCGGAUGUGCUAAUCGGGAUACUGCAGAGGUGGUCCCCGAGAGGACGGGGAUGGAGCUGCCCGAGAGGGUCCCCUCGGGGACAGGGACAGUCCAGGGGACUGAUGGAGGCCUGGAGGAGGAAGAUGAGGGUAAGGGUGGCCAGACCCUCGGCAGAGGUGAAGAUCCAGAAAGGGAGGAGGAAGAUGUGGCUACGCAGAAGGUAGAAGGGAGCGUGGACCCCUGCGUAGGCUGCCACCCAGAGGCAGUGGAGUGGGAGGAGCAGGGUGUGGGUGACAAGGAGGAGAACAUGGAGGAAGCCUCUGGGGCUGAGGUCGGUGUGGAGGGUGAAGCCUCGGGAGGAGGCGACAGAAAUCCGGUAGGACAGAAUGAUGGUGCUGACACCAUAGAGGCCCAGGAAACUGAAGGAGAGGGACAGCCAGAGUUGAGAGGAGGAGAUCAAGAUGAGAAAGAAAGGACCCCACAGGUUGGCUCUAGACAGGGCCAGUCAGCAUCCUACACACUGCAGCGGCUGCACAGGAAAGCGUGGCUGCCGCUGAGGCCGCUGCCGAGGCCGCUGCUGGGGCCCAGGUGUCCCGCUGGCCGGGGCUGCCUGCACAAUCGUGUCCCCCUGGGGCCUGUCCCAGAGUCCCGGCCAUCUGCUUGGGUGGUGGAGUGCACGCUGCUGGUGGCUGCGGGGGAGUGCGGGGAGCUGAUCAGUCAACUCUGGGAGGACCAGGAGGGUGUGGGGCUGCUCUCCACUGUGUGCCAGGCCUUGAUCUACUGGGGCUUGGUGUCACCUGUCUCCUCCCCUUUCUCCAGGCCCCUGCUGGCCACCGCCACCCCCAGCGUCCCCUGA
This is a messenger RNA of Pteropus alecto (black flying fox), 5760 nucleotides long. It is a transcript of the gene RP1L1, whose product is annotated as RP1 like 1. NCBI's taxonomy places the organism in Eukaryota, Metazoa, Chordata, Mammalia, Chiroptera, Pteropodidae. Gene Ontology annotation, cellular component: axoneme. The coding region runs from base 1 to 5760 and encodes 1919 amino acids. The transcript has 6 exons. Gene Ontology annotation, biological process: axoneme assembly; photoreceptor cell development; retina development in camera-type eye. The record is from RefSeq and is a predicted model, not a curated record.